This is a messenger RNA of Chenopodium quinoa (quinoa), 981 nucleotides long. RefSeq names its product basic proline-rich protein-like. The transcript is spliced from 2 exons. The record is from RefSeq and is a predicted model, not a curated record. Bases 1 to 981 code for a protein of 326 amino acids. Lineage: Eukaryota; Viridiplantae; Streptophyta; Magnoliopsida; Caryophyllales; Amaranthaceae.
AUGGCGUCGUGUACUCAUGAGUUGAAAUGGUUAAAAGCUUUACUUUUGAGUUUGGGGGUUCAACACCCUAAAGCAAUAAAAUUGUUUUGUGACAGUCAAUCUGCACUUCAUAUAGCCAGAAAUCCAGUUUUUCAUGAACGGACGAAGCACAUUGAGAUUGAUUGUCACAUUGUUCGUGACGCCAUUACAGAAGGACUAAUUGCACCAUCUUAUGUUUCCACUAAGGAACAAUUGCAGAAGAUAAUCGUUGCAUUUCUCCUAACUCUUUUGGUGGCACAGUCUGCAUUUGCCCUUGAACAAAAGCAAACUCAAGCUGCAAAUCCUGAAUGGGGGUUUGGUCGGCCUCGGUUCGGUUUCCAUGGGGUUAAGUUCCCAAUUUCUGGUGCACCAAGCUCUAGUCCUGGCUUCCCUGCAUUCCCACACCCUGGCCCCGGGUUUAAGUUCCCAUUCCCUGGUGCACCAAGCUCUGGUCCCGACCUCCCUUCAUUUCCAUUCCCACACCCUGGCCCCGGGUUUAAGUUCCCAUUUCCUGGUGCACCAAGCUCCGGUCCUCUACCUUUAUUUCCAUUCCCACACCCCAGCCCUAGGUUUAAGUUCCCAUUCCCUGGUGCACCAAGCUCUGGUCCCGGGUUCCCUGCAUUCCCUCAUCCUGGCCCUGGGUUUAAGUUCCCAUUUCCUGGUGCACCAAGCUCUGGUCCCGGGUUCCCUGUAUUCCCACACCCUAGCCCUGGGUUUAAGUUCCCAUUUCCUAGUGCACCAAGCUCCGGUCCUCUCCCUUCAUUUCCAUUCCCACACCUUGGCCCCGGGUUUAAGUUCCCAUUUCCCGGUGCACCAAGCUCUGGUCCCGGCUUCCCUUCAUUUGCAUUCCCACACCCUAAAUUCCCCAUCUUCCCAUGGCCCGGUGCACCAAGCUCUAGUCCAACCUCUGCAGAUGUUGCAUCCGAGGCAACUUCCUUUGAAGAAUCUACUAGAACUUCUUAA